This is a messenger RNA of Gracilinanus agilis (Agile Gracile Mouse Opossum), 282 nucleotides long. RefSeq names its product mesogenin 1 (gene MSGN1). The record is from RefSeq and is a predicted model, not a curated record. Gene Ontology annotation, cellular component: nucleus. Gene Ontology annotation, molecular function: protein dimerization activity; RNA polymerase II cis-regulatory region sequence-specific DNA binding; DNA-binding transcription factor activity, RNA polymerase II-specific. Gene Ontology annotation, biological process: regulation of transcription by RNA polymerase II; mesoderm formation. The annotation marks the transcript as partial. The transcript has a single exon. Lineage: Eukaryota; Metazoa; Chordata; Mammalia; Didelphimorphia; Didelphidae.
GGGAUGCUGGCCUUCUCCUCCGCCUACCUGCAGAGCCCGGGCCCCGGCAAGGCCCCGCGGGGCGCCAAGGUGCGGAUGUCGGCCCAGCGGCGGCGCAAGGCCAGCGAGCGCGAGAAGCUGCGGAUGCGGGCGCUGGCCGACGCCCUGCACACGCUGCGCAAUUACCUGCCGCCGGUGUACAGCCAGCGGGGUCAGCCCCUCACCAAGAUCCAGACGCUGAAGUACACCAUCAAGUACAUCGGCGAGCUCACCGACCUCCUGAACGGCUCCCCGCGGCCCUGA